AUGACUACGAUGUCCGAUCUUUCGCAUGAUUUGGUAGAGGAGAUAAUACGUAGGGUUUCUAUAACUUCUCUAGGAGCAGCGAGAUCCACUUGCAAACUAUGGAACGCUUUAUUCAAAGAUCAGAACUUCACAAAGCACAGUGGUACAUCAUCAUCAGCCAAGGAGAUUAUGCUCAUCAUGAUCCGUGGUUGUAGAGCUCACUUAAUGAGUCUCAAUCUCUAUGAUAUUCAUAACCGCAAAGGGUGGAUAGAUGUAUCUGUAAAGGAGAUAGGUAAACUUAACCAAGUGGAGAUCAUUGAAGUGAUUCAUUGCCAUGGUUUAUUGUUAUGCGUCACUAAGGAUCACUCGAGGCUCCUGGUUUGGAACCCGUCCGGAAAUAUCAAGUGGAUCCACCCCAAAAGCAACAAUUUCCAUACAUUAGACAGGUUUGCUAUCGGAUACGACAACAACAACCACAAAUUCAAAGUCUUGAGGUUUUACUAUUGGAGUUCACACAUUGAGUAUGAAAUCUUCGACUUCAAGUCUAAUUCAUGGAGGGUUCUUGAUGUCACUACCGACUGGAAAAUACAUCGUCGGGGUGUGUCUUUGAAGGGAAAUACUUACUUUAUUGCUCAUGGGAGAUUGCAAGUGGAACAUGGAGAGUUUUUACGUUGUUUUGAUUUUACAAGAGAGAGAUUUGGACCGCGUCUUCCUCUGCCAUUCCACUCUUGUCUUGACGAUUCUGUAAUUCUAUCUACUGUUAGAGAAGAGAAGCUUGCAGUGUUAUUAAAGAGGUUUGGUGAAUAUGAGAUUGGAAUAUGGAUCACAACUAAUCUUGAGCUCAAUGAAGUGUUGUGGAGCAACUUGUUAAAGGUUGAUGUGGAACUAUACGCCAAACCAUUUAGGUUUCCACAUGGGAGUUUCUUCGUCGAUGAGAAGAAGAAAGUAGCAGUGAUUUUUGAUAUAAGUAGGGAAACGUGGACCAACUACGAACCUUACAUGGUUCAACAGGGUGGAUACUACACUGGAGUGGAUCUCAAAGAAUCUGACCGAUGGAUGCUUAUGUGCUCUUAUGCUCCAAUUUUAAUGCAUAUCCAGUAA
This is a messenger RNA of Capsella rubella, 1080 nucleotides long. RefSeq names its product putative F-box protein At5g51000. Gene Ontology annotation, molecular function: protein binding. Bases 1 to 1080 code for a protein of 359 amino acids. Lineage: Eukaryota; Viridiplantae; Streptophyta; Magnoliopsida; Brassicales; Brassicaceae. The record is from RefSeq and is a predicted model, not a curated record. The transcript has a single exon.